Octodon degus (degu) is the source of this 444-nucleotide messenger RNA. Its product is annotated as histone H2A-beta, sperm-like. Gene Ontology annotation, molecular function: protein heterodimerization activity; DNA binding; structural constituent of chromatin. The transcript has a single exon. Gene Ontology annotation, cellular component: nucleosome. The record is from RefSeq and is a predicted model, not a curated record. Bases 45 to 398 code for a protein of 117 amino acids. Lineage: Eukaryota; Metazoa; Chordata; Mammalia; Rodentia; Octodontidae.
CUGGCACAGGACAGUUCAAGCUGGGGCAGUUUUUGUCAAACGCCAUGGCUGGGAAGAAAAGAGGGAGGAAGCCUUCGAAGCCCAUGAAGAAGGCAAUUUCCCGCUCUUCACGCGCAGAACUCCAGUUUCCUGUGAGCCGAGUGGAGCGAUACCUGAGAGAAGGUGGCUAUGCGCAGCGACUGUCCUCCACCACACCAGUCUUCCUGGCUGGCGUCCUAGAGUUUCUGACAGCUAACAUCCUGGACCAGGCUGGGAAGGAGGCUCAGGACAAGCGCAAGAAACGCAUCGCCCCCCAGCAUCUGGAGACCGUGAUAGAGAGCAUCCAGCAACUCCAUUCCCUUUUGGGGGAUGGCACCAAGUCUCUGCUUGACGAGAUGGUCCAUGCCAAAGACAAGUGAGCAGGCCCGAAUCUCAAGUUCUGGUGGCAUCUCACCUACAUCCUCA